AGGUACUUAAUGUUGAACUUUGUCACCUCUGUGUCAAGAAGAAUGUAUUUUGGUUGACAGUAUCAAAGUCGUCACUGCUUUGCAGCUCUCUGAGGAGCACCAGCUCUAAGACAGGAGGAAGAUCUGAACCUGCUAAGCAGUCACUUAAGAAACCGAAGUUACCAGUAGGUCGAUUUGAUGAACCAGAGGAGUCCAGUAUAGAGAGGGAGCCCCUGGAAAAAUUCCCUGAUGGAAUCAAUCCUGCUACAAAAGAGAGGGGUGGACCUAGAGGCCCUGAACCUACACGUUUCGGAGAUUGGGAGAGAAAAGGACGUUGUAUAGAUUUUUAA
Messenger RNA from Balearica regulorum gibbericeps (East African grey crowned-crane), 329 nucleotides. NCBI's taxonomy places the organism in Eukaryota, Metazoa, Chordata, Aves, Gruiformes, Gruidae. The record is from RefSeq and is a predicted model, not a curated record.